AAAAAAAUAAAAAAAUGGUUGCGGUGCGUCUUCUCCCUCCUCGCUCUUUGGCAGAGUACAAUAAACAUUAAAACAGCUUUCUCUCUCCUCUUCUCCCAUUACUCCGAUCUGACUCUCUCUCUCUCUCUCUCUCUACUCAACCUCCCAUUGGCCGAGCUUGUUUUUGAUUCUCGGAAACCCUAAUAAUUCCUCUAACUUCGAAGCACUCAAAGUCAAAUCUCACAAACUGGUUCGGAUGGUGAAAGUGCCGGUAAAAAAACACAGCCAUGAUUAAAAUGAUGAACGGACGAAACGACGCCGUGACAGAAGAUAACGACGACUGUUUCUACGAGUCUCUCGAUCGCGUCCUCUCUUCCUGCUCUUGCUCGACUUCCAACUCAGACUACGACUCGGACAACAUCCCCGAUCCGAUCCACGAUCCGACUCCCUUCCCCCUCCCCUCCGGCUUCGAGCUGUGGAAAUCGGAGCCCGAAUCCGUCACCGAGAGACGAACCAGGCUCUUACGCGGAUUAGGACUCAGCGACGAGCCGGAUCUCCCUCCCGCGAGCCGCCACCGUAGAAAGUCCAUCUGCAGCUCUCAUUUCGCCAGAUCGGUUUCAUCAGACGUCCUUAUCUCAAAGCAUAAAGGCCAAUCCGAUAAUGGUAAGCUUCGAUCUCGCUCUUCUGUAAAUAAGCUCGAUGGUGUUGAUUUGGUGAGCAAAGAGUCGAUAGAGAAUGGCGGCGGAGAUGUUGUUCUGGAGGAGCAGAUGUGCACUAUUAGGAAUCUAGAUACAGGCAAAGAGUUUGUGGUGAAUGAAGUCAGAGAAGACGGAGUGUUGGAGAAGUUGAAGGAGGUAGGCACUGAUCGACAAUUGACUCUUGAGGAGUUUGAGAUGUGUGUUGGGACGUCGCCGAUAGUUCUUGAGCUGAUGAGGAGGCAGAAUGUUGAAGAUGUUUGUAAAGAGACUAUGGAUUUGAGUGGUACUGUAAGUGGAAGCAGAGUAACUAAGCAUAGACGGAGAGGGAGUUGGCUAAAGAGUAUAAAGAACGUUGCUAGUAGUGUGGCAGGGUACAAAGAGCGACGAAGUACUGAUGAUAGAGAUUCAUUGUCGGAGAGAGGAGGUCACAGGUUUAGCUCUGCAACUGAUGAUAGCAGAGAUAUGUUGUUUCAUGAUGACCCUGAGAGAGUUAAGGUUAGGCAGUAUGGGAAGUCGUGUAAAGAACUCACAGCGCUUUUCAAGAGCCAAGAGAUUCAAGCUCAUAAAGGGUCGAUUUGGUGCAUUAAGUUCAGUUUGGAUGGGAGGUAUCUUGCUACUGCUGGUGAGGAUUGUGUUAUUCAGAUUUGGAAAGUUUGUGAAUCGGAGAGAAAAGGGGAACUCUUGUCGGUGGAUAAACAGCAAGAGGAUGGUAGCAUAAAUUUGUUUCUUUUGGCAAAUGGGUCUCCAGAACCAGCUUCAAUGUCUCCGAUGAGAAGAGGGAGAACAUCUUUUAGCAGAAAAUCAGUGAGCUUGGACAAUGUUUUGGUUCCAGAAACAGUCUUUGGUCUUUCAGAGAAACCUGUGUGUUCGUUUGUAGGGCAUUUGGAUGAUGUACUUGAUCUUUCGUGGUCAAAAUCUCAGCACCUGCUUUCCUCUUCUAUGGACAAGACUGUUCGUCUAUGGGAUUUAUCUAGCAAAUCAUGUUUGAAAGUCUUCUCGCAUAGUGAUUUCGUGACUUGCAUCCAGUUUAACCCCGUGGAUGACAAUUACUUCAUCAGUGGAUCCUUAGAUGCAAAAGUUCGGAUAUGGAGUAUUCCUGAUCAUCAAGUUGUUGACUGGAAUGAUCUUCAUGAGAUGGUCACAGCUGCCUGCUAUACACCGGAUGGUCAGGGUGCAUUGGUUGGUUCAUACACGGGGACUUGUUGCUUAUUCAACACACAUGAUAACAAAUUGCAGCAGAGAAAGGAAAUCAAUCUGAAGAACAGGAAAAAGAAAUCCAGUCACAAGAAAAUCACUGGUUUUCAGUUUGUGGCGGGAAGUUCAUCGGAAGUACUUGUCACAUCUGCAGAUUCACGUACACGUGUUGUUGACGGUGUUGACCUUGUUCACAAGUUUAAAGGAUUUUGCAACACAAACAGCCAAAUCUCAGCCUCACUUACAUCAAACGGGAAGUUUUUAGUCUCAGCAAGCGGAGACUCUAAUGUAUAUGUAUGGAACUACGACUCAGACUCUCGUGCCGGAAGAAGCAAACGUGUCACAGUCACAAACUCAUACGAACACUUUUACUGUCGAGACGUCUCUGUAGCCGUACCUUGGCCUGGCAAAAUCAGUAACAACAACAGCCCUGUCGAGUCUCCCAUCACAGCCAAUAACCCUCCAACACCUGUCAACGAUCCAAUCAACAACAAAACCGUCACCAACGGUAUAAUUUCUAGCGCCACAAACCGAUACUUCUUCGAUAGAAUCUCGGCCACGUGGCCUGAGGAGAAACUUUUGCUGGCUGCAAAGAACCGAGCAAGAACUAGCCCUCGCGUGAGCGUGGACAUGUCUAAUGGACCAGUCAAAGCAAAACCGAGUGCUUCGGCUUGGUCUAUGGUGAUUGUGACUGGCGGUUUACGAGGCGAGAUUAGAAUAUUUCAGAAUUUUGGAUUACCGGUUCGUCUAUGAAGCCCAAUUAUGGAGAAAGUUUUACAAAUCAAAAAGCCCAAGGCAAAGUGAAUUUUUUUACUUAGUAAAAAAAUACCUUCUCUAGUCAAUAGUGUAUAGAUUGAGAGAAGGUUGGUUCUUCCAAUAACUCUCCUUUCUCAGCCUCUUUUAUUAUUUUUUCACAUAUAUUCUCUCUAAAAUUCAAAUCUCUAGCAGAUAUAAAUAUAUUUAUUCUAAAAGAAAAAUUAUAUACCACAGCAUUUUAUUUGUAUAUGAAUCAGGUAUAGAAAUGAGUAUGUUCCGUUCAUAUGGCAAUUCACACUUUGUAUUUGCUAUUAG
Eruca vesicaria subsp. sativa (arugula) is the source of this 2942-nucleotide messenger RNA. The record is from the annotation of a GenBank genome assembly. Lineage: Eukaryota; Viridiplantae; Streptophyta; Magnoliopsida; Brassicales; Brassicaceae.